AUUUGUCACAUGCCAAAAAAUAGGCGCCAUUAAAAAAAUGAGUGUUUGGUCGUUGUUUACGACUUUAAAUUGAGAAAAAGUAAUUAACAAACCUUUUAAAUAGAAUAAUUCGUAGCGGUAAUUGCACUUCACAUCUAGUAACUAGGUGUCUAAUUUAAAUAUAAAAUAAUAUGAAGAAACUCAAUUUUAAAGUAGGCGACAAAGUUUUCGCCAAAGUUAAAGGAUAUCCCCCAUGGCCCGCACGCAUUGUCGGAGAAAAUGGAAAGAAAUAUAAUGUAGAAUUUUAUGGCACUGGUGAAACGGGCUCUAUUAAGAGUGAGGAUCUUUUUUAUUAUUUGAAAAAUAAGGAAAAAUUCCAAAAGCCGCUAAAACGUAAAGAUUAUAUCGAUGCUUUUGAACAAAUAAAUGAAGCUUGUAAAAUCGAUGGUGGAGAUGGCGAUGAUUCAUCAGACAAAAAUGAUGAAUCAGAGAAUACAUCAACUCUCAAUACUACAAAUGAAAAAUCCGAGAAAAAAAUGCUCGCUAAAAGAAAAAGAUCUCUUCUCGAUGAAAAUGUAGCUGAAACAAGUACUCCCAAAAAGAAAUCGACUCGACUGUCAAGAGCUAGUGAAGAAAAUAAAAAAAUUGAGCUCACAGAAGAAUUGGAAGAGGCUGAAAAAUCCAUAUCUAAAAAGUCUCCAAAAUCGAAAUCACCUAAAACUAAAGAAGAAAAGAAAGAGCAAAACUUAGAUGGAAAUACUAAAUCUGAAGAUGUAAAAGAAGAUAAAGUUGAACCACAGAUAGAGAAGGAAAUUAAAAAAGAAGAGAUUGAAGAAGUUCCUAAAAGUGAUGAUAAACAUGAUGAGACUGAAGAAUUGAAAGAACAAACUCCUGAGGUGAAAGAUUCCAAAUUAGAAAUAGUUGCUGAGAAAGUCCUGCGAUAUAAUUUAGCUUAUGCAAAUCAUGUGAAGCAAGCGGAAUCUUAUUAUAAAGGUAUUCCUAUGGAACCAAGAGAUAAUCACCCAAAUCAAGUAUUGGCCGUAAAAUUUCCGUCUGGUGCGAUGGGGGCAAUAAAACUUCAUUUAAAAUGGCCGUUAUCGUUUGAAAACGAAUAUGAAUGCGCCAUUUAUGACGAAACAGUGGCUAAUAGAGUUUUAGAAACUAAAAAGAAGAUUGAGUCAGGAGAUGACAGUAAAAUCGUUGAUAAUGCUGAGAUAAUCAUUCCAAAUAUCGAAAGAACAGAAGAUGAAAUCAAACAAUCACUUUAUAUGAAAGAUAUUGAAGCUAAAAAGGUUAGAAUAGAGAGGUUAAAUUUGGAAGCUGAUUUACUUGGCCUUGACGUUAAGAUUAAAAAUUGCUUGGGUUUGGAUAAGGCUGAUCCUAAAGAAGCCAUUCGUUACUUAGAAGAAAUGUGUGAACUUAAUUUUGAUGAUAUUGUACUGAAAAAACACCUUCAUAUAGUAGAGAUGGUUAGAAGAUUGCGAAAAUACGUUGGUAAUACUAUGGAAUGGAACAUGAACGAUGAAUCACUAAAUGAAUUUACCAAACAAGCAGAAACUAUCAGAGAAAUGGCUGAAAAAGUAUAUGCAAAGUUUCAAAACACUGUUAAAUUACCUGAAAAUUCAUCGGGAUUUUUCGAAGGAUUUACAGAACUUGUCAAUCAAUUUAGAGCUGAUUGCAAGGAAUUAGAAUUGACUGAAACUGAAAUAUUCAUCUUAUGUGCUGAACCACGAUCUCGUAUAGCAUUUCUUAAUCGCCUGGAAGAAAAAGAAAACGAAAAGGAAAAUACCGAAGACUCUAAUAUUACUUCAGAGGAACAAGAAAAAGUAGUAAAUGGAACUACUGAAGUAGCAGAUAAAACUAGUUAGAAUUACAUUUUGCAGUUUUGUAUAUAAUAAGAAAAUAUCUAUUUUUUCGAUACAAGAAAUAUUACUUUUGAAAAAACUUUGAAAAUUGUAAAUACAUAUUCAUUUUCUAUUUGCUGACAUGAUCCCAAAUGUUCAUAUUUUUAAUAAAGAGUAUUAAAACAAGUAAAA
Molecule: messenger RNA, 2015 nt
Organism: Diorhabda carinulata
Lineage: Eukaryota; Metazoa; Arthropoda; Insecta; Coleoptera; Chrysomelidae
Product: PC4 and SFRS1-interacting protein-like
Exons: 12
Coding region: 171-1847 (558 amino acids)
Biological process (GO): regulation of transcription by RNA polymerase II
Cellular component (GO): nucleus
Molecular function (GO): double-stranded DNA binding; transcription coregulator activity
Source: RefSeq, a predicted model, not a curated record